CUCCUCCUUCCCCCAGCCACCAGCGCAGUCACAACCGGUUCAGACUGGCCAGGGUGCCCGGCAAAGAAGAGAAACAAGGGGGAAAAACUGGGGGGAAAACUUCGCAGGGAGGAGGAAGAGAAGAAAAAAGGUGGAGCCCAAAGGAGAGGGCAGGCUCCCCAGCUCCAUGUGGCCGCCGCCGCCGCAGGUUUCAGCGGGGGCAGAGGGCGGCGGCCCCCGGGACAAGGCGUAGCGGGACUGAUUGCCCAAUACAGCUGCAGGGGCCGGGUCUCSGGAUAAAUAGCCGCCCGGCCGGGAGCUGCAGGGGAGAGCGGCAGCCGCGGUCCCUACCGCACCAUCUGCCCGGCCUGCGCCGGGUGCUGCGCCCCGGAGCCCCCUCCGAGGCCGGUACUCAGGACCUACAGAAAGCACCAAUCUCACCUUACAAUGGAAUUUAAAAAAUCACCUGAUGGUGGAUGGGGCUGGGUAAUUGUGCUGGUCUCCUUCUUCACUCAGUUUUUGUGUUACGGAUCCCCGUUAGCUGUUGGAGUCUUAUAUAUAGAAUGGUUGGAUGUCUUUGGUGAAGGAAAAGGAAAAACAGCCUGGGUGGGAUCCCUGGCCAGUGGAGUUGGCUUGCUUGCAAGUCCUGUCUGCAGUCUCUGUGUCUCAUCUUUUGGAGCAAGAUCUGUCACAAUCUUCAGUGGCUUCAUGGUGGCUGGAGGCCUGAUGUUGAGCAGUUUUGCUCCCAAUAUCUACUUUCUGCUUUUUUCCUAUGGCAUUGUUGUAGGUCUCGGAUGUGGCUUAUUAUACACUGCAACAGUGACCAUUACGUGCCAGUAUUUUGACAGCCGACGAGGCCUUGCACUUGGCUUGAUUUCAACAGGUUCAAGUGUUGGCCUUUUUAUUUAUGCAGCCCUGCAGAGGAUGUUGAUUGAGUUCUAUGGACUAGAUGGGUGCUUGCUGAUUGUGGGUGCUUUAGCUUUAAAUAUAUUAGCCUGUGGCAGUCUGAUGAGACCCCUCCAGGCUUCUGAUUGCCCUUUACCUGAAAAAACAGCUCUGGAAAAUGUGGCAGAGACAUACUCCAUUUACAGUGAAAAAGAAAAGAACCUGGAAGAAAACAUUCACAUUCUUGAAAAGAGCUAUAGUAGCGAGGAAAAGUGCAAGGGCACUUUGGCCAAUGGUGACUGGAAACAGGACAAUCUACUUCAUAAAAACUCCACAUCAAUGACUCACACAAAAGAGCCUGAAACGUACAAAAAGAAAGUUGCUGAACAGACAUAUUUUUGCAAACAGCUUGCCAAGARGAAGUGGCAAUUAUAUAAAAACUACUGUGGCGAGACGGUGUCUCUCUUUAAAAACAAAGUAUUUUCAGCUCUUUUCAUCGCCAUCUUCCUUUUUGACAUUGGAGGGUUUCCCCCUUCAUUACUUAUGGAAGAUGUAGCAAGAAGUUCAAAUGUGAAAGAAGAGGAGUUUUUUAUGCCUCUUAUUUCCAUUAUAGGCAUUAUGACGGCAGUUGGCAAGCUCCUUUUAGGAAUACUGGCUGACUUCAAGUGGAUUAACACCUUAUAUCUUUAUGUAGCUACCUUAAUAAUCAUGGGCCUGGCCUUGUGUGCAAUUCCAUUUGCCAAAAGUUAUGUCACAUUAGCAUUACUUUCUGCGAUCCUGGGGUUCCUUACUGGUAACUGGUCCAUCUUUCCAUAUGUGACCACAAAUACUGUGGGAAUUGAAAAACUAGCUCAUGCCUAUGGAAUACUGAUGUUUUUUGCUGGACUUGGAAAUAGCCUUGGACCACCAAUUGUUGGUUGGUUUUAUGACUGGACCCAGACCUAUGACAUUGCAUUUUAUUUUAGUGGCUUCUGUGUUCUGCUGGGAGGUUUUAUUCUGCUGCUGGCAGCCUUGCCGUCCUGGGAUACCUGCAACAACAAACUCCCUAAACCAACUCCAACAACGUUUUUGUACAAAGUUGCUUCUAAUGUUUAGAGGAAUAUUGGAAGCCAUUCUUUUGCCAUUUUAUACCAUAGAGCAAAACAUAUUUUUUAAAAAUUCUCAAGCAAAUUCUCUAACAGUUAAAGACUAUUUUCUCACAACAAAAUUUCACUGUGGCUGACUCUGAAUGUGGAUUUUUUUAAAAACAGAUUUUAUUCUUUAUGUACUGUAUGUGUAGCCUCUGUCUCCUGUAUGUUUCCCCUCCCUCCCUCCCUCUCUCCCUCCCCCAAAGUAGACUAUUUUGUUCUACUAUUAUUCAUUAGUUUUUCAUAUUGUAAAACAUUUGACCAGCCUCUAAAGAUUUUCUCUGUAGAAGUAUAAAUUCUUUGCCCACCCCCCUUAGUUCCACUACAAAACACCCAGAGGGCUCUCUUCAGUUUUAAAAUUGAUGCCUGCUGGGUGUGGUGGCACACACCCAGGAAGCUGAGGCAGGAGCAUCUUGUGUU
This is a messenger RNA of Urocitellus parryii (Arctic ground squirrel), 2411 nucleotides long. It is a transcript of the gene Slc16a9, whose product is annotated as solute carrier family 16 member 9. The record is from RefSeq and is a predicted model, not a curated record. Gene Ontology annotation, molecular function: monocarboxylic acid transmembrane transporter activity. Gene Ontology annotation, biological process: transmembrane transport; monocarboxylic acid transport. Lineage: Eukaryota; Metazoa; Chordata; Mammalia; Rodentia; Sciuridae.